Molecule: messenger RNA, 936 nt
Organism: Emiliania huxleyi CCMP1516
Lineage: Eukaryota; Haptophyta; Isochrysidales; Noelaerhabdaceae
Exons: 4
Coding region: 1-936 (311 amino acids)
Molecular function (GO): 3'-5'-RNA exonuclease activity
Source: RefSeq, a predicted model, not a curated record
AUGUGCUGGAACAUGCUCGCUCAGUGCUACACGCGCUCCGAAUAUUUCCCGAGCGUGAGCCCAAAGUCGGCGCUCAAGUGGAAGCACCGAGGGCCGGCGAUUGUUGCGGAAGUGCAGCGCCUGGCGCCCGACGUGGUUGCCCUGCAAGAGGUCGACAACUGGGACUUCAUGUCGUCUGAGCUCGGCUCGGCGGGAUACGACGGGGUGAGGAAGGGCAAGACGGGCGGCAAGAAGGACGGGGUGGCUGUGCUUUGGAAGCGAGCGCUCCUCAGGCUCGCGGAGAGCGAAGAGGUCGAGACGGACAUCAAGGGAGGCGUGGGGCUCCUCGUGCGGCUCGAGCCUGCCUCGGCUGCCAGCGACGGUGGCGGCAGCUUCGUGGUGGCGACCACUCACCUCUUCUGGAAUCCGCAGCUCGAGGUGCUGAAGCUGCGCCAAGCGGAGCUCUGUCUCCGCCGCGCCGCCGCCUUUGCGCGCGGCGGCCCGCUCGUGUUCUGCGGCGACCUCAACUCGAUGCCGGGCUCGGACGUGCUCGCGCUGUGCGAGGGAGGAGUGGCCGUGAGGCACACCUUCACCCCGAUGCGCGAGGGAGACGACGAGGAGAGCGGCGCGUGUGAGCCCGAGGCGGCGCCGCCCGCGGUGGAAACGUUCGAGCCGCCGCUGCGGCUGUACUCGGCUUAUGAGCCGCCACCCGCCUACACGACCCUCACCGACACGCUGCCUCGACCACAUCCUCCUCACCCGCCACUGGAGGCUGACAUCCUCGCCGAGAAGUCGCUGCCGUCGUCGCGCUUCCCCUCGGACCACAUGCCCGUCCUCGCCGUCCUCUCACUCGGAGGAGCGGAUGCCGGUGAGCGAGCGACGAAUGAGGACGACGAGUGGAGCGAUAGGUCGUACAAAUCCUACGACUCAGCCCAAGACGACAGGCCUUGGCACUAG